AUGUGUACUGACUAUACGGAUUUGAAUAAACAUUGCCCGAAGGACUCUUAUCCUUUGCCAAAUAUUGAUAAACUUGUGGAUAGGGCGUCUGGAUUUGGAAUGCUCAGCCUGAUGGAUGCAUAUUCUGGAUACCAUCAAAUCAGAAUGUAUGGACCGGAUGAGGAGAAAACAGUUUUCAUGACGCAUCAGGCGAACUACUGCUAUCAAACCAUGCCAUUUGGACUAAAAAAUGCAGGAGCAACUUAUCAAAGGUUGAUGGACAAAGUUUUUGAUAAACAAGUGGGGCGAAACAUGGAAAUUUAUGUUGAUGACAUGGUGGUGAAAUCAGACGAGAUGUUAACGCAUUGUUCAGAUUUGAGAGAGGCUUUUGGGGAGCUCAGAAAGCAUAAUAUGAGACUUAAUCCAGAGAAGUGCUCAUUUUGGAUUCAAAGUGGAAAGUUUCUGGGUUUUAUGGUUACAAGAAGGGGAAUUGAAGCGAAUCCUGAUAAAUGCAAGGCCAUUAUUGAAAUGCAGAGUCCCACCUCAGUGAAAGAUGUGCAAAAGUUGACGGGAAGAAUUACAGCUCUGGCGAGAUUCUUGCCAUGUUAUGGAAAUAAAUCAGCUCCAUUCUUCCAGUGUUUGAGGAAAAACAAGGCGUUCCAAUGGACAGAGGAGUGUGAAGCGGCGUUUCAAAGUUUGAAGGAGCACUUAUCAAAACCACCAAUUUUAUCAAAGCCAGUGCCAGGUAUUUCGCUGUCAAUAUUUAUUUCAAUAUCUGAUAGCGCUGUUAGUUCAGUUUUAUUGCAAGAACUUAAGGAUGAUUUGAGAAUCAUAUAUUUUGUGAGUCAUGCACUCCAAGGGGCAGAAUUGAGAUAUCAAAAAAUAGAAAAGGCUGCUUUGGCCCUGAUUAUAUCCGUCAGGAAGUUAAGACCUUAUUUUCAAGGCUUUCCAGUGGUAGUUAAAACUGACUUACCACUUCGCCAAGUGUUACAAAAGCCUGAUUUAGCAGGAAGGAUGGUUUCAUGGGCUGUCGAAUUGUCUGAGUUUGGAAUCUCAUUUGAGAAGAAAGGACAGGUUAAAACACAAACUUUGAUUGAUUUUGUUAAUGAAAUGUCUCCAGACGAGAAAGGUGAAGAGUCAGGUGAAUGGAGUUUGUCAGUUGAUGGUUCGUCCAAUAUUAAGGGUAGUGGAGCUGGAGUGAUUUUAGAGGGACCAGGUGGCGUAACAAUUGAACAGUCCUUAAAGUUCGAUUUUAAAGCCAGUAAUAAUCAAGCAGAGUAUGAGGCUAUAAUUGCAGGGUUGAGGUUAGCAAUCGAAAUGGGCGUACAAAGCAUCGAGAUCAAGACAGGUUCACAAAUAGUGUCCAGACAAAUCCAAGGAGAGUAUCAGGCGAAGGAUGCACAGUUAGCCAAAUACUUGGUGAAAGCUCAGAAUUUGAUGAAGCAGGUGCUGAAAGUGCAGAUCAACCAUGUUCCAAUGGAAGAGAACACGAGGGCUGAUAUCUUGUCAAAGUUAGCAAGUACCAAGAAACCAGGAAACAACAAGUCAGUGAUUCAGGAAGUCUUAAACAGUCCCAGCAUUGAAAAUGAAGAAGUUAUGGCAAUUCCAAUGGUGAUAGAUCAAGAUUGGAUGGGUCGAAUCAAGUUGUGCUUAGAGGCAGAGGGGGCUGAUUUGCUUUUAUUUACUAAGGAUCAGAUUCGAGAAGCAAGUCAUUACACCCUUUUGGGCGAUCAAUUGUAUAGAAGGGGAGUCGGAGUUCCACUGUUGAGGUGUGUUUCCAAAGAAGAGGCUGACAGAAUCAUGUUUGAAGUGCAUGAGGGAGUGUGUGCAAGCCACGUAGGUGGAAGAUCUUUAGCAGCAAAAGUCUUAAGAGCAGGGUUUUACUGGCCAACAAUGAGGUCAGAUUGUAUGGAAUAUGCAAAGAAGUGUGAAAAGUGUCAGAUGUAUGCAGAUUUGCAUAGAGCACCGUCGAAGACGUUGAGUUCAAUGAGUUUAUCAUGGCCAUUUGCAAUGUGGGAUGUGGAUAUCUUGGGGCCUUUCACUCAAACAGACAAUGGGACACAGUUUACUAGCAGAAGUGUGAAAGAUUUUUGUGCAGAAAUGGGUAUUGAGAUGCGUUUCGCCUCGGUGGAACAUCCACAAUCAAAUGGACAGGUAGAGUCCGCAAAUAAAGUGAUAUUGAAUGGAGUUAAAAAGCGUUUGGGCGAAGCAAAAAGGUUAUGGGUAGAUGAAUUGAUUACCGUCAUUUGGGCGUACAAUACAACUCCACAGUCUACAACUGGCGAAACACCUUUCAAGUUAACUUAUGGGGUUGAUGCUAUGAUUCCAGUGGAAGUUCAGGAGGUAACGUUCAGGGUGGCAACGUAUAAUGAAGAACAGAACGAUAUGAAUAGACUUGUUGAUUUGAAUUUGGCUGAUGAGAUUCAGGCAGAGGUUCGUUUGAGACAGGCAGUGGUAAAGCAAAGGUCAAAAAGGCGAUACAAUACAAGGGUGGUUCCAAGGCAGAUGGAGGUAGGAGAUUUGGUGCUGAGAAGAAAGACAAGAGGACCAGAUGAUUCAAAGUUGUCACCAAAUUGGGAAGGACCUUACAGAAUUCGAAGAGAGUUGGGACAAGGGGCGUAUCAUUUGGAAGAAUUGUCUGGGCGAAGGGUACCAAGGGCUUGGAACGCACAACAUCUUCGUUACUAUUACAGUUAA
This is a messenger RNA of Lotus japonicus, 2676 nucleotides long. RefSeq lists its product as uncharacterized. Gene Ontology annotation, molecular function: nucleic acid binding; RNA-DNA hybrid ribonuclease activity. The coding region runs from base 1 to 2676 and encodes 891 amino acids. Lineage: Eukaryota; Viridiplantae; Streptophyta; Magnoliopsida; Fabales; Fabaceae. The record is from RefSeq and is a predicted model, not a curated record. Gene Ontology annotation, biological process: DNA integration. The transcript has 2 exons.